This is a messenger RNA of Haemorhous mexicanus (house finch), 462 nucleotides long. It is a transcript of the gene MYCBP, whose product is annotated as MYC binding protein. The record is from RefSeq and is a predicted model, not a curated record. NCBI's taxonomy places the organism in Eukaryota, Metazoa, Chordata, Aves, Passeriformes, Fringillidae. Gene Ontology annotation, molecular function: transcription coactivator activity. The coding region runs from base 101 to 412 and encodes 103 amino acids. The transcript is spliced from 5 exons. Gene Ontology annotation, cellular component: nucleus. Gene Ontology annotation, biological process: regulation of DNA-templated transcription.
GUUGCCGCGGCGCCGUCGCCGUGGUAACCGCGGGGAAGCGCUCGCGCCGUUAAAGCGCAGGGCGCAGGCGCGCGGCCGGGGCAGGCGCCGUGCGGGUCAGAUGGCGCACCACAAGGCCGCGGACUCUAAGCGGGAGCAGUUCCGCCAGUACUUGGAGAAGUCGGGAGUGCUGGACAUGCUCACUAAGGUGUUGGUAGCCUUAUAUGAAGAGCCAGAGAAACCAGAUAGUGCACUGGAUUUUCUGAAGCAUCAUCUGGGAGCUUCAGCUCCUGAGAAUCCAGAAAUAGAGGCACUUCGCUUGGAAGUGGCAGAGAUGAAAGAAAAAUAUGAAGCUGUGCUGGAAGAAAAUAAAAAACUGAAAACCAAGCUGGCUCAGUAUGAACCACCUCAAGAUGAGAAGCAUGGUGAAUAACAGUAGUUUUUUCUUUAUUGCCUUGACUUAAUAAAGGGCUUCCUGAGAAA